Messenger RNA from Diaporthe amygdali, 1224 nucleotides. RefSeq lists its product as uncharacterized. Lineage: Eukaryota; Fungi; Ascomycota; Sordariomycetes; Diaporthales; Diaporthaceae. Gene Ontology annotation, molecular function: damaged DNA binding; single-stranded DNA binding. The record is from RefSeq and is a predicted model, not a curated record. Gene Ontology annotation, cellular component: ERCC4-ERCC1 complex; nucleus; nucleotide-excision repair factor 1 complex. Bases 1 to 1224 code for a protein of 407 amino acids. Gene Ontology annotation, biological process: UV-damage excision repair; meiotic mismatch repair; nucleotide-excision repair. The transcript is spliced from 2 exons.
AUGGACGACGACUUCGGGGCCGAUCAGGAUUUCCUUACUGCCCUCGCUGCCUCUGACGCGCCUGGUCCCAGUCGCGUGAACCCGCGGCAGCCUGUUCCGCAGAGGAUCCAACAACCCACUCCCCAGAGGCUCGACAGACCUCCGCCCGCCAAUUCCGCCUCUAGGUCUGGCUCUGGAUCUGGCGUCAAGCAGCCCACCCCACAGGCACUGCCUCAGCGCGCCGCCGGCUCCUCCAUCCUGGUCUCGCCGCGCCAAAAGGGCAAUCCCGUGCUCGCCUACCUCAAGUCGCUCCCUUGGGAGUAUAGCGACAUCCCCGCCGACUACGGCCUGGGUCUGACAACCUGUGCUCUAUUUCUAAGUCUGAAGUACCACCGCCUCCACCCUGAGUACAUCUAUACGCGUAUACGAAACCUCCAAGGCCGCUACAAUCUGCGCGUCCUGCUCACCAUCGUCGACAUUCCGAAUCAUGAAGACUCCCUGCGCGAGCUCUCCAAGACGAGCCUCGUCAACAACGUCACCCUGAUUCUCUGCUGGUCAGCUGCCGAGGCCGCUCGCUACCUGGAGCUGUACAAGUCCUACGAGCACGCCAACUUCGCCGCCAUUAAGGGCGCCCAGGCAACCUCGUACGCAGACAAGCUCGUCGAGUUCGUCACCGUUCCGAGGUCCGUCAACAAGACCGACGCCGUUGCUCUGGUCAGUACCUUCGGCAGCCUCAAGGCUGCUAUCAAUGCCGACCCAGAGACCAUUGGCGUUAUCGGUGGCUGGGGAGAGAAGAAAGUCAAGGCAUGGACCAAAGCCGUCGAGGAGCCCUUUAGGGUGAGGAAGGCCGCCAAGAGGAGGUUGAACGCGGAAGAAAGCACAGACGCCGAUGUUCAGAGGAGGAGGAACCUGGACGAGGCCAGGCCCAUUGGCAAGAUCUCGUUAAGGGAGGCGGCUGAGUUGGAAGCUUCGAGGAGCCGAGGCGAAGCAAGUGCUGGUGCUGGUGGGGAACAGCAGGCCAAAAGAGCGAGGCAGUUCCAGAUUGCUGGAGAAGAUGACGAUGACGAUGACGAAGAUGCUGAACUUGCUGCUGCAAUUGCAGAAUCGAAGCAGAUGGCCGAGCAAGAAGCUAAGGCGCGAGCUGGGGCUGGAGCGUCAACAUCGGAACAGGGCCCCUCCAGGAGCAAAGGGGAUGAGCUCGCGGGCGGCGUUGCUGCGGCUUUGGCAAAACUGAGGAAGGGAUGA